AUGAUGGAUGUCGGAUAUGAAGCAACCCCGCCGCCUUCCGCGGGGAAAGACUGGGCCGACUUUUGGUACAAUGUCGACCGAGCACCCGCCGAAGAAAGCGACCCAGUUCCCCGCGAUAUCCUCGUUGUUGGCGCCGGCAUUGCAGGCAUUGCCGCUGCCUUGGCUCUUUCCAAAGAACUGACCCCCUUCGUCCCCGACCUUCGUAUCACGGUAUAUGAACGACACGACAUUCUGUCUACCUCCGGCGGUGCUAUCAACCUCACCCCCGUCGCUCAACGGCACCUCGAUCGUCUGGGCGUCCUCGCAGAGAUGGACCGACUUGGGCCGGAGGGCGGGACCGAUGUGGACGCCAUCGAGUUGUACUCUAGUCGGUCCGGGCGGUCCCUCGGAUCGGUGGAUUUUGUGGACGAGCAUGGCAAUGGGUUCGGCGGGUACAAGGGUCGUCGUGUGAUGCGGAUCGCCCUGUCGGUGGCCAUGCUGACAGUGGUUGAACGGUCCCCGAAUGUGAACGUGGUGUUUGGGAAGAAACUGAUUCGCGGAAAGGAGACGAAAGACAAGGCUACGCUAUACUUCCACGACGGUACUACGGCCACGGGCGACUUGGUUCUGGGCUGCGAUGGUGUUCACUCAGCCACGCGGAUGCACUGGGUGGAUCCUGACAGCCCGUCCGAGUACACGGGUAUCUCCUUCUGCCAGACCCUGGUUGACACUAAGAAGAUCACCGCCCCUGUUCACUUCCGCUCUACUUCCAUGAACAUCUCGCGGCACGGUUCGUUAUUGGCCAGUUACUGCGACCGCGACCAUGAGCAGAUCUUCUUGGCCGCUAUUGUGCAAUUCCGGGAGGAGCUGCUCCCUCAUUACCGCAUGGACCCGGGCCAAGACUGGAGGCGAACGGCUGCGAUCAAAAAAGCUCUGCGCCAAGAGAUGCAAGAGCGCUUUGGCCGAUCGGGAAUCUCUUGCAUCCGGGACUUUGUGAACAAGGCCGACGACUGGAUGCUGUAUCCUGUGUGGCAGGUUCGGCCUAACGCCCGGUGGUAUCGGAGCCGGGUGAUCCUCUUGGGCGAUGCAGCCCAUGCGAUGCCUCCUCGUGACGAAUCGGCGGCCUAUGCCUUGGACGAUGCGAUUCUCUUUUCUCGCAUUCUCGCCAAGCACCGUUAUGACCCUCUGCCUGUGGCAUUCAAGGCUUACGAGGAGCUGCGUCGCGGGACCGUGAACGCCGCCUUCCAGGUGUCCCGGCGGAUGUGGGAGAAGAACCGCGACAUGGGCUUUCUGGAAGGCCGCUUGAAGGAGUGGACCUACCCGAUGCAGGUUCGCAAUGCGAAAGACGCACGCGAGCAAGCAUGGGAGUUUGAUGCCACCAAGGUGGCGAUUCCCGGGGCUCUCAGCGAUCAAUCUUCAUCACUCUACUCAUCAGAACGCGAUUUUCUUUAG
This is a messenger RNA of Aspergillus saccharolyticus JOP 1030-1, 1431 nucleotides long. Its product is annotated as FAD-dependent oxidoreductase. The transcript is spliced from 2 exons. The record is from RefSeq and is a predicted model, not a curated record. Gene Ontology annotation, molecular function: FAD binding; monooxygenase activity. NCBI's taxonomy places the organism in Eukaryota, Fungi, Ascomycota, Eurotiomycetes, Eurotiales, Aspergillaceae. The coding region runs from base 1 to 1431 and encodes 476 amino acids.